Molecule: messenger RNA, 1560 nt
Organism: Lichtheimia ornata
Lineage: Eukaryota; Fungi; Mucoromycota; Mucoromycetes; Mucorales; Lichtheimiaceae
Exons: 8
Coding region: 1-1560 (519 amino acids)
Molecular function (GO): protein binding
Source: RefSeq, a predicted model, not a curated record
AUGAAACAUCACCCUGUACUUUUAUCAUUUAUACUAUUAUGCAUAUCCAAUUUGACACAUGGUGCUCGACCCUCUACUCCUCUUUCAGCUCAAGGAUGCGCGUUGCUAAUGGGAAACACCAUCUAUUGUUACGGAGGCGCCCAAUUUAGUAGCAACAACGACGACGAGGAUGAAAAAAUACCAACGACCAACGCAAUGUAUUCUCUUCGAUUAAGCGACGGUGGCGAGCAAUUGGAUGGUUGGCAAGAGGUUGCCAACCAUGGAAGAACCUUAGGAGCCAAUGCUGCAUUUGCAGUAUCACCUUUACCUGAUGGCCAAGGCAUGGUCAUUGUUGGUGGAUGGGGCUCCAAUAGUGGAAGCCAGUCAAAUUCAAACAGCCAAAACAUUAUCUAUUACGCCAACUCUGGCAAUUGGCGUUCAUUAUAUACUUAUCCACAACAAUCACAUCUCACGGCUGAAAUGCCUGCAAUCCUAGAUAAUAACCGAACCAUAUGGAUAUGGGGUGGCAAGAUUGUUGGAGAUGAUGGUGUGGCUGAGCCAGAAAAUAUGGGUAUCGUUGACAGAUCGCAGAGAAUGACGACUCGCCAAAUUUCGUUUCCUAGUGGAUCACACGGAAGAACAGGUCAUUCUGCAGCAUUGGGUUCCGAUGGCCAUACCAUCUAUUACUUUGGUGGACUCGAUGGUGAUUCCGAUAGCCGAGAAUUGGAUGAUGACCAUGGUGGAUUUAAAAACGUGUCCAUGAGCGAGAUUUUGGUAUUUGAUACAAACUCACAAAGCUGGAGCAAACGAACAACAUCGGGAUCGGUCGUCCCAUCUUCCCGUUAUUUCCAUACUACCACUCCAAUUCCAGGUACAAACGAUAUCUUGUUGUAUGGUGGUCGACGAUUUGGUAGCCGAAUGCCGGUAGAUGACUUUUGCUACGUAUAUAACACUGAUAGCAAUGAAUGGACACAAAUUAACACGCCUUCAAUGGGUGCUGGACCAAGAUGGGGUCAUUCAGCUAUACUUCAUAAUGACAAUCGUCUUUUUGUUCUAUUUGGUGUGAAUGCUGAUGGUUCAGCCACUGAUGAUUUCUACGUCUUUGAUUACAAGAACAGAGAAUGGGAAGGAGCAUCAGGUGGAGGUAGUGGCGGCAAUGGACCAAGUGGUGGCGGUAGCCGUGGUGGCGGCGGCGGCAACAAGUUAAGUGGUGGAGGUAUUGCAGGCAUUGUUAUUGCCAUCUUGGUCAUACUUGGGAUCAUAAUCGCUGGUUUUCUCCUGUAUCGACGUCGACAAAGAAAUGCUGCCAUGAAUCAGCCGACUACUUGGUUUGGAAAUACGCCGCCUCAAGGAAAGGAUGAUCUCGUAUUGGCACCUCCACCCAAGGACAUUCUACCACAAUACGCCAUGAUGGAUAAAGGAAUGGUUCAACAGCAACAGCAUCCAGAUGCAAUGCUUCUUUACAAUAAUGGUGCUGCUGCAGCAAUUCCUUCUUCAUUACACAAACCCGAUGAACCGGCAACACAUGACAAAAUAGCUGUAAUAAAUAAGGAAGAGACCCAUCAAAAGCCAAAUGAAUGA